Messenger RNA from Clonostachys rhizophaga, 774 nucleotides. Lineage: Eukaryota; Fungi; Ascomycota; Sordariomycetes; Hypocreales; Bionectriaceae. The record is from the annotation of a GenBank genome assembly.
AUGUCAGCCUCGAAUCUAGAACCUGGUGCGGGGAAUGAACGGUUCAACGCCGAGGCCGCGACAUGGGACAGCAAUCCUUUUGUCCGCGCGAGGAGCCUCGAAGCGUGGAAGGCUAUACAAGCUCGUGUUCCAGCUCUAUUUGGGCCAGACCGCGCCCAAUCCAAGCCGAAUGUGUUGGAAAUUGGUUGUGGGACAGGCUUGCUCAGUCUGGAGGUCGCGCCAUCUGCUAAACGGCUGGUGGCAAUAGAUGCAGCCGAGGGAAUGAUCCGAGUGCUUUCAUCAAAGCUAGAAAGCCCAAGCACGCCUGAUAAUAUUCAACCUUUGGCUAUUUUGCUUGAGGAUCCUGAGGAUGAGAGGCUACCUCCAGCAGACGAGGCGAGACCGCGUGGACUAAGGCUCAAAUACGAUCUCAUCAUCUCAAACCUAGUACUGCAUCAUAUCAAGGAUAUUAAAUCGAUGUUGAUUACGAUGCUUGGAUGUUUGAAGCAAGGAGGUGUAGUGGCCCUGACGGACUUCGAGGACUUUGGGCCAGACGCAAAAUGGUUUCAUCCCGAGGCGAAGAUGGCCGGUGUAGAGCACCAUGGAAUCGGAAGGGAGUGGAUGGCUGGGCUGAUGAAGGAAGUUGGCUUCAAGGACGUCAAGGUCGAAGUGGAAUGGGAACAUCCAAAGUUGGUAGAGAAGUACCCCGGGGAGUUCAAGAACGGCAAACCUGCAGCAGGGCAGGGCGAUCUGAUGACUUUCACGUAUGUCUUAUGUUUCGGUAGACGCGAAUAG